This is a messenger RNA of Cynoglossus semilaevis (tongue sole), 3039 nucleotides long. It is a transcript of the gene hic2, whose product is annotated as hypermethylated in cancer 2. Gene Ontology annotation, cellular component: nucleus. Gene Ontology annotation, molecular function: protein binding; DNA-binding transcription factor activity, RNA polymerase II-specific. The transcript has 2 exons. The record is from RefSeq and is a predicted model, not a curated record. NCBI's taxonomy places the organism in Eukaryota, Metazoa, Chordata, Actinopteri, Pleuronectiformes, Cynoglossidae. Bases 374 to 2152 code for a protein of 592 amino acids. Gene Ontology annotation, biological process: regulation of transcription by RNA polymerase II.
UCGUAGUUAUCCUACACGUUAAUUCUUUGUUUGUUGGUUGGUUUUUCUCGUUUUAGUCUCUGCCAUCUUGCAGGUAAAGUUGCCAGGGGGCUGAGAGAGUGGCCAAACCCUCCCACCGUGGGGUGUUUUCUCUGCUGCACUCUGGGCUGGUUCCUAUUCAAAUGUGGGUCAGGGGUGAGGAAGCCUAACGUCAUAAGCUUGCAACAUGGCGUCCCGAAGGCUGUGAGAUGAGCAGGAGGAUGGUAAAGAACGCUUGAGACAGACUCUACCGAUGUAAGAAGCUUUAGGUGGUGCUUGUGUAGAGAGAGAGUGAGAAAGAGAGCGAGAGAAAGAGAGAGAGACCGACAGACAAAAGGAAAGAAGGAAGGUGGAAAUGGAACUGCCAAAUCAUGCCAAACACCUGCUGCUGCAACUCAACCAACAGAGAGCCAAGGGCUUCCUGUGUGAUGUCAUCAUCGUGGUGGAGAAUGCGCUCUUUCGUGCCCACAAGAACAUCCUGGCUGCAAGCAGCAUUUACUUUAAGUCUUUGGUUCUUCAUGAUAACCUCAUCAACCUUGAUACAGAGAUGGUUAACCCCUCUGUAUUCAGACAAGUGCUGGACUUCAUAUACACUGGGAAGCUCUUGUCCUCAACGGACCAGAGCAGCGAGCAAAACUUCAGUGCCCUCUUAACAGCAGCUAGCUACCUCCAGCUCCAUGACCUCGCCGCUUUGUGCAGAAAGAAGCUUAAGCGCAGUGGUGGGAAACCUCUACCCGGCAAACCCUCCACUCCAGGUCCCCUCAGCCGCUUACGUCUCAACAACCAACGACUUUCCUCUUCGACCCCAGCCGGCCCAAAUAACCACUACCCCCAAACUCCCUCUGAUGCUGACCAGCAACAACCAGAUGAAGGCCUUCGGGACAAACUUUCUGAUGAUGAGAUGUUUGUUGGCAGCUCUGGAAAAAACGGUAAUGGGGGCAAUGGCAACAGUAAUGGCAACCUCAGUAGUGGAGGAAGCGCUGGAGAACCAGACCUUGGACUGGACCUGUCCAAGAAAAGCCCUCCCUCUGUGGGCAUGGCCACUGACGCUCUCAGCCCACACAGCAACUCUCAAGAAUCCCCUCAGUCUGCCUCAGUAUCCACAACCAACAGUGCCUCACUGGAUGACUCCUCUGCCACUCUACCAGGUGUAGAUGGAUGUGGCUCAGAAACCGUGGAGAUAAACCCUUCGUCCAAAACCUCAGAAGAGACCCAGAACCAGCCAGAUGGGCCCCCACCUCCUAAGAAAUCCAGACAAGGUUCUCGCAAGAACGAAUGGCCUAAGAGAGAGGCAACAGGGUUGAAGUCUGAAGACCACGACAGACCCCUUGUCAACGGUGUGAUUGUAGGUCCCAAAGAUGGCCGCUCCUCUGGUGCUGGAGGGGGAAGUGGCAGCAGUUUCACCUCCGACCAGUCCUUUCAGUGUAAAGACGAGGAAGAAGGAGGAGCAGGAGAAAACGGCCAGGACCACAGUGAGGAGAGUUGUCAAAGUGAUGGAGAGGCUGCAGGAGGUGGGGGAGGUAGAGGAGGUAAAAGAGGAGGAAAUCGCAGCGCCAACUAUGUGUACAGACAGGAAGGGUUUGAGCCAGCAUUUGGAGAUAACCUCUAUGUGUGCAUUCCCUGUGGCAAGGGCUUCCCUAGCUCUGAGCAGCUCAACGCACACGUGGAGACACACACCGAGGAUGAGCUUUACAUCAAGGAGGAGGGAGGGACCUUCAUAAAGGAAGAAGACGAGGAAGAGGCAGAAGACCUCUCUGCUCCUGUGGGUCCUUCCAACUUUGGCUCUGAAGCACGUCCAUUCAAGUGUACAGUCUGCAGUAGAAGCUACAAAGACCCAGCAACCCUGCGACAACACGAAAAGAGCCACUGGCUGACCCGACCCUUCCCCUGCAACAUCUGUGGCAAGAUGUUCACCCAGAGGGGCACCAUGACACGCCAUAUGCGCAGCCAUCUUGGCCUCAAGCCAUUUGCCUGUGAAGAGUGUGGCAUGCGCUUCACUCGCCAGUACCGUCUGACAGAGCACAUGCGCGUCCACUCUGGGGAGAAGCCGUAUGAAUGCCAGUUAUGUGGUGGGAAGUUCACACAGCAGCGCAACCUCAUCAGUCACCUGAGAAUGCACACCUCACCUUCCUAGAAAUGCAUCAAGCCAAAGAACUCUGGGAAUUAAAAAACAAAAAAACAUUUCUCUACUUUUUUCCAUCUGAAAAGCAAGGAAAUGCACACAAACACAUUCACACGCAAACACACAAGUCCUUCAGAUGAAUUCCAGUUUACGAUGCCCUUGGCUAAGUGAAUGACGUUGCCGUUAGCCACGCCGGGCUCCUUUGGUGACAGUGGUAUCUUGCUGAUGCAAGGACCGUGUCAUCGUUUUUAUCGAUUUCUCACCUCUCAGGAGUUCAAGAUGAACAAUUUACUCCUGUCACUCUCCAAAGUCAAGAAGCCAUGGCGGGGUGACAUGACUUCUGGUCUGCGCUGCAAGUCUAUUUAAUGUGAAUGUGGGUACUACUACAACGUCGAGCCCUCUCACCCCUCAACGGCCCCAGCAACCUCCCUCUGGUUGACACUGUCAAAGUGUUGAGUUUUUCCUUCAUCUGUGCUAUCUUGACCAAAAACCGUGCAAACAGUACUGGCAAUAAUUCAACAGAAAGAUUAUUUUUACCCUGACAGCUUUAUAUCCUUUGGUAUGUUGGUGGUGGGGAUCUGUGUGUAACAGAAGGGAUAACUCGGUUUGGGACCAUUUGCAUGCUUUAACUGAAAGUCCUUAAACAAGGUUCAUGGUGGGAUAAUGUUGGAUUACCUUUUAGUUUUUACAGAUGACAAAAAUAAGUCCUCACAGCUGUUCACAGUAAAUGUAGAGAGGAUUUUUCAUUAAUUUCAUUUUUGCCUGCUAUUGCUUCCAGGAAUGAACGCCUGGUUGGAAAUACGAACCCUUUGAGGUACUUUGUUUUACUUAAAGAGCUUGUAAUGUUUCACUGAAUGUUAAAACUGGAAGGUCUUGGGAUUUUUCUUGUGGGGGGGGGG